AUGAAACCUGAGAGGAAGAACAUCCACAAUUACAAGUUUGUGGACCUUCAGUUGGCUGUCUUGAGAGGACUUGGGGCAUAUUUAGAUCUGGGACACAAUGAUGAUUUCAAGGAGGCUUAUGGAAACCUUUUGGGCAUUCUGAACACCGAAGUCAACAUCACUGUUGUGCACACUCUGGUGCAAUUCUACGAUCCCCCACUGAGAUGCUUUACUUUCCAAGAUUACCAGUUGACGCCUACAUUUGAAGAGGAUUCACAUAUUCUGGGUAUUAGGGUCAAGAACCAAUUGCCCUACAUUCGCACUAAGGAAGUUCCUAAAUAUCAAUACAUUGUUGAAGCUCUACACAUGAGAAAGAAGGAAGUAGAACUGAACUUGAAACCUAAGGGUGGAAGUCAUGGCUUCACCUCCAAGUUUCUAUUGGAUAAAGUUAUUGCCUUCGUCGAAGCUAGGAGUUGGACGACCUUCAACGCCAAUCUAGCUCUACUUAUCUAUGGGAUCGUAUUGUUUCCAAAUAUGGAGGAAUUCGUAGACCUGACUGCUAUUCAUAUCUUCCUGACUCAGAAUCCUAUUCCUACUCUUCUUGCUGAUACUUACUACUCCACCCAUGUAAGGACUCAGAAGAAGAAAGAGACUAUUGUUUGUUGUACCCCUUUGCUGUAUAGAUGGUUUAUUUCGCAUCUACCCAGCAAAGGCCAUUUUGUUGAGAACAAAGACAACUUGAAGUGGUCCCAGCGGAUCAUGUCCUUAAAUGCUGAAGACAUUUCUUAG
Molecule: messenger RNA, 768 nt
Organism: Lathyrus oleraceus (garden pea)
Lineage: Eukaryota; Viridiplantae; Streptophyta; Magnoliopsida; Fabales; Fabaceae
Exons: 1
Coding region: 1-768 (255 amino acids)
Source: RefSeq, a predicted model, not a curated record